CUUUUUCUUAGCCUGCGCAGCCGGCCUCGAGGUACUUUUGCUGAUCUGCCGUGAAUCUUGUUGUCUUGUGAUUGGAAAGUGACGGCAAAAUAAAGUGACUGUCUUCACCACAAAAAGGCUGACGCGGUGCGCGGAAAGGGUUACCUGCAAAGUACCUGCCACGGUCACCAAAACAUUUCAUUCUCCGAACCCAACCACAAUGGCUGUCGCCAGUACCCCUCGCCCUCUCUCGUCGCGAUCACAGCAAGACCUCAACAUGGUUAUGCCAAUGCCUCCCCCUCUCCUGCACACUCGUUCAGGCAACGAGCUGUACGAUCGUCCUCAAACUCCCACAACGCCAGGCGGAAAUCAUGGUUUCACGAGCCCAGUCCAGACGCCGCAGGGCAGUCCAAGCAAGAAACAGCUCCCUCCAGGUGCCAAUGACCUCCCAAAUGUCUUUGACAAUGCGAUGAAACUCGCCCCUGUCUCGCCUACGAAGGGUCAGCCUAUGUCACCGACCAAACAAGGACUCUCAGUUAGCAAUGACAACAUCAGCAAGGACCCCUUUGCAGACCACAACAAUCAGCACUAUGGCCGCUCUGAAAGUCCAACGCGUCAGUCUAACAAGGAAAAUGCUCCUGCGAGAUAUGGAAAGGAUGUCCAGCAGAACCAUGCUGCGCUGUCAAGACAAGAACAGUACCAGCCAACUGAGUCCAGGAAGACCAUCACACGAGGCUUGACUACAGAGGAGAUGCAGAAAUUGCAGCUUCCAAAAGUCAAGCGUCUUGCCAAUGUCACUCAACUGUACUUCCUCGACUACUACUUCGACCUUCUGUCUUACGUCCACAACCGUCAAGCUCGAGAAACCGCCUUCAAGGCCUCCUUUCCUGCUCCUCCUGACACUCCAGUCGAAGAAUAUGAUACUGCUCUGCAAAAGUAUCUUGGCCGUGAGCGUGCUAAUCUGCGCAAACGCCGCACUCGCCUCCGACAUGGUGACUUCCAGAUCCUCACACAGGUUGGACAAGGUGGUUAUGGUCAGGUCUAUCUGGCUCAAAAGAAAGACACACGCGAAGUCUGCGCUCUCAAGGUCAUGAGGAAGAAGCUGCUGUUCAAGCUUGACGAGGUCAGACACAUCUUGACUGAGAGAGAUAUCCUGACCGCUGCGAAAUCCGACUGGCUCGUUAAGUUGCUCUACUCCUUCCAAGACGACGAACAGAUCUAUCUUGCCAUGGAAUACGUGCCAGGAGGUGACUUUCGAACACUAUUGAACAACACCGGGGUUCUUCACAACCGUCAUGCACGAUUCUACAUUGCCGAGAUGUUCGCCUGUGUUGAUGCUUUGCACACUUUGGGCUACAUCCAUCGCGAUCUCAAGCCGGAGAACUUCUUGAUCGAUGCUACUGGCCACGUCAAGCUCACCGACUUCGGUCUUGCUGCUGGUAUGUUGAGCCCGAUCAAGAUUGAGAGCAUGAGAAUCAAGCUUGAAGAGGUUGGAAACACACCUGUGCCCUUCGGUAUCACUCCAGUCGAAGACCGGUCAGCUGACCAGCGACGUGAGGGUUACCGCUCGCUUCGAAAGAAAGACAUCAACUACGCCAAGUCGAUUGUCGGAUCUCCUGACUAUAUGGCUCCGGAGGUUCUCAAAGGUGAACAAUACGACUUUACUGUCGAUUACUGGUCUCUGGGAUGCAUGUUGUUCGAGGCUCUUGCUGGGUAUCCACCAUUUGCCGGCGCAACGGUCGACGAGACAUGGCAGAACCUGAAGAGAUGGCAGCGUGUCCUGCGGAAGCCCAUCUACGAUGAUCCAAACUACUUCCUCAGCAAGCGAACCUGGGACCUGAUCACUCGUCUGGUUGCUGGGAAGGACAAUCGGUUCAAGAACAUCUCCGAGAUCCACAAGCAUGAAUACUUCGCCGAGGUUGACUUCAGUGCUUUGAGAGAGCAGAAGGCACCAUUCGUCCCCGAACUCGACUCGGACACCGAUGCUGGAUACUUUGACGACUUCAGUAACGAGGCCGAUAUGGCCAAGUACAAGGAGGUUCAUGACAAGCAGAGAGCUCUCGAGGACAUGGCUGAGCGUGAUGAGAAGAUGAACAAGGGUUUGUUUGUUGGUUUUACAUUCAGACAUCGCAAGCCUGAUCCCGAGGGAAGCCCAAGAAAGAAGAUCGAGACAGAUGGCACCUUUGGAACGAUCUUCUGAUCGCUCAACAAUGCGGGUGCACAGGUCUAGGUGUCUGCCAAAGGCGCACAAGUAUGGUCAUGGCGCGUUGGGCCUUUCAGGCAAAUUUCAGUAUGACAUUCAGGGAUUCUACGAACGAAGUACAGGGUCGAAGGAGUAGAUUUGCCAACAGGGGCGUGGGUCAAUGGCGUUGAGCUGGUUGCGCGUAACACUGCGGACUGCACGGUCAAGAAUCGGUCUGCACAUGCGAAGUAAUGUGGGAUGAUGGAACAUGAUGCUGGAGUAUGCAAACGACGUUGGUGUAUGCGCUUGGGCAUGGAGUUGGACUCAGUCUUGGUGUUUGUGUCGGGGCUAGCAGGCAUGAAUACUAGCACAGGCAUGGGCAUGAGCAUUAAGCACACAUUGAAUUGUUUUUAACCCGAUCAAUAAUCUUGACC
This is a messenger RNA of Exophiala xenobiotica, 2595 nucleotides long. RefSeq lists its product as uncharacterized. Gene Ontology annotation, cellular component: spindle pole body. Gene Ontology annotation, molecular function: ATP binding; protein serine/threonine kinase activity. Lineage: Eukaryota; Fungi; Ascomycota; Eurotiomycetes; Chaetothyriales; Herpotrichiellaceae. The transcript is spliced from 3 exons. The record is from RefSeq and is a predicted model, not a curated record. Gene Ontology annotation, biological process: peptidyl-serine phosphorylation; intracellular signal transduction. The coding region runs from base 200 to 2179 and encodes 659 amino acids.